Molecule: messenger RNA, 3446 nt
Organism: Myripristis murdjan (pinecone soldierfish)
Lineage: Eukaryota; Metazoa; Chordata; Actinopteri; Holocentriformes; Holocentridae
Gene: vapb
Product: VAMP (vesicle-associated membrane protein)-associated protein B and C
Exons: 6
Coding region: 193-927 (244 amino acids)
Biological process (GO): endoplasmic reticulum membrane organization
Cellular component (GO): plasma membrane; endoplasmic reticulum membrane
Molecular function (GO): FFAT motif binding
Source: RefSeq, a predicted model, not a curated record
CUCAUUCCCUUCCUGCUGCAUCACAACAGCCGUUAGUAGCUCGAGUAGCACCAGUGACCGGGGGGCCAGGAUAUCCAUAGCUAAUUAUCAUAAAAAACAACUCUAGACGCUGCUAUACUCCACGACAUCAUUACAAAGGGUACCUUACAGAAACCGGCUGCAUUGCGAUAACCCUACUCGAACUGUUGGGAUAUGGCCAGGCCAGAACAGGUUCUGCUCUUGGAGCCUCAGCACGAACUGAAAUUUCGAGGUCCGUUCUCAGAUGUGGUCACCACAACUCUCAAGCUCUCCAACCCUACAGACAGGAAUGUGUGUUUCAAGGUGAAGACGACAGCACCACGCCGGUACUGUGUCCGGCCAAACAGCGGUAUCAUCGAUGCAGGCACCUCAAUCAACGUCUCAGUUAUGCUGCAGCCAUUCGAUUACGACCCAAAUGAGAAGAGCAAGCACAAGUUCAUGGUCCAGUCCAUGCUUGCACCACCUGACAUGACCGACAUGGAAGGAGUGUGGAAGGAAGCCAAACCAGAGGAACUAAUGGACUCCAAGCUGAGGUGUGUUUUUGAGCUUCCAGUGGAGAAUGAGAAAACGCAUGACAUGGAGUCCAACAAGAUGGUGUCUCCCAGCCUGCUGAAGUCGGAGUCCUGCACACUGUCUAUGAAGUCCAUGAGCUCCACCCUCGAUGACGGGGAGGUGAAGAAGAUCAUGGAGGAGUGUAAGAGGCUGCAGAUGGAGGCUCAGAGGCUACGGGAAGAAAACAAACAAAUAAGGGAGGAUGAUGGUCUGCGGAUGAGGAAGAGCAACGUGAUGUCAUCUCAGCACUCCUCCUCAGUUGGUGUGGUGAAAGAAGAGGGGUUGAGCGCCCGCAUGGUGGCCCUCAUCGUGCUCUUCUUUGUGGUGGGCAUCAUCGUGGGCAAGUUGGUCUUGUAGAGGGCAGUGCAGUUUGGUCGGCCGCAGCAUGCUUGUGGGGAAUGAAACAAACACGGGAUCCGGGGUUUUGGAUCAGAAAUGCCAUAUCAGCUGGGUGGGGGGUGGUACUAGUUUUGAUUCAGUCUCAUUUAUGUAAAAAUUUCAAAGGAAAUGUAUGAGAAAAAGAAUAAUGAAUUCUUCAUCUUAUGAACAAACCAACUGUUACAGGUCUUGCCUCUAUGUAAUCAUUACAUAAUCAUUCUGGCCCUCUUCCCAAAGUUUCAUGUAUACAGAUGACUAGUUUUGAGGGUGGGAGGUUAUGGAAACACGAGUUAAUGCUAGUGAUUUAGACCAAUGGAUUUUCUAACUCCAGCAAGGUAGUAGUGGUGCGAUUGAGUCAGUUUGCAUUGUGUGAAUGUCAUUUUAGCGUAUUGUUUUUUUCUAAGUGACGGAGGCCAGAGCCUAUGUAUAUGUAUAUGUAAUCCCCCUACUGUACAGUAUAUCCAGGUUUGCCGUGUUCCUUCCAGCUAAACCCCCUUUAAGGAAGGGAUUUACCAGAGAGAGGGUAGGGGUUACACACAGGGCUAUUGUCAACCAAACUGACUCCUCCAAUCAGAGGCUUUGUAUAGACCGGCUUGUCUUUGAUUGGAGAACAACUUUGAUCAAUAUAACACACACAAUACCCUAGGUAUUUUCUUCCAUCUUUUCCUUUUUCAAGUGACCCACACUACCUUAUCCCCUUCCCUUGUCACUCACUGCUCACCAGUUUCCCAGUUGGCAGAGAAGAUGCUUGAUUGCAUGCGUCCACAGAGAGUGUUGGAUUUGGACUUUUGAAUCUAAUUUAAUUGCUUUUAUCAUUGUGAUAAUAAUACGUCUUUUUGGCUGUAGGUUUGCACAACUCAAUUUUAUGAUUUUUCUCUCUCUGUUUUGUUUUAUUGCAUUUUUAUGAUUUUAACAAUUUCUUGUUGAAAUUCAAGCAUUUAAGAAUAUUGCAGCUAACUAAAAUGAGCUCCAGAUUGGUAGGAUCGGAUCAUUUAUGUAAAUGUUCUUUGGAUAUAAGCCUUGCCUUGUGACCUGUUUGGGCAAGUUAUUCUCGGGCCAAGAAGGAAAUAUAUGUAGUUAAAUAGCAAGAGAGCACAAAUGGACAGAAGAUGCAUGUAGAGGCAAGUGAUUUUAUGUUUCCAUCAACAGCUUCAGCUACACCAAGGUGCGACACUGCUGUUGGAAUUGCAGACUGUGUCCUAAAGAAAGGGACAUUGGUCUUUUCCUGCUCUUUUUCUUUUGUCAUAUUUUCCUACUGAGCCAUACAUUUGUUGACAUUCUGCUAUGUAAAGGCAAAUGUAUGUCUGAGAUCAUUUGAGUGUUUCAAGCUGCCUUGUUCAGCAGUUUGUACAGUUUUGGUGUUUGUUUUGCAUUUAUCCAUUGAUUAUUAACGUUAUAUCCUCACUGCAUUUGAAGUUGUGUUCAGUUUAAUGCACUUAAGGUUAAAAGGGUGUCUUUCCUUUGAACUCCCUGCAACAUAGACAUCAUUUUAGUUUGCAUUUUUCGUUUUACAAGCAAGGGGGAAAAACACGUAACAACCUAGCUAUAUCCUUAAGGGACCACAUAAUGACAUUGUACUGUUUUCGAGCCAAGGGUUUUGUCAAAAAUAAAAAAAUGUUCUCAAAUUGUUUCAUCUCACAUUUUGCAUAUUAAGGAAAAGACAAAAUUGCCGAUGACAGCUCAGAGCUGAGGAGUUUAGCAUUAUCUGACAGAGAAGCUGGGCAUAUUGUAUCCUACUGUAUCUACCUGUGAUGAGUGAGGGAUGGGGAGAGGGAGAAGUAUAUAUAACUGAAAGAAAAAUGAAUAAAAUCCACCGUAUCUUCAUGUAUUGAAUGGAGUGGAGGGUAAGAAAUAAAAAUAGCAGCGUGUAUUUCUACUGUAUCUCUGUAAAGUUGUUGGGUUGAGGAUGACUUGCUGCUUAGAGGGAGGGCAGAGCAGACCUGAGCUACAGUCCCAUCUUGGGUUGUGAUCAGACCUGGGUCAAAUAGUACUUAAAAAAUAAUUUGUAGCAUUUUGUUUAACCUGCUUGGAGUGCCAGGUGGAUGGGAUUUGCCUCAUAGGAUGAUAAAAUAAUGAUCACAAAGUUUUAUACAAUGAUAGGGCAGGAAAGUGUUUUAAAACAUUUAGAAAAUUUUAUGUAAUUUUCUGUGAUUGAAAAUUUACCUUACCCCUGUUUAAAUGAUCUGGUUAUAGUAAACCCUACCUGUUUGGUACUCCAAGUGUGGUUAAACACCUAGCAAGAAUUAUCUAUAAAUACUAGUUGAUCAAGGCCUGGUUGUAAACACUACACUGACCUAUCCUGGAGUCUCUGACCAUCACAGUGAUCAAUGUAAGCAGUUGGGCAACUGUUUUGUAUGUAUAUAAAUAAAUAAGUCUAUCUGAGAAGAAGAUUAAUAUUCCUAGUCAAGUAGUCUCUCUGGUGUAUAAAAACAACCCAACUUGGUUGGACGAUGUAGCAUCUUAAUAAAUUAAAUGAAUAAAGCCCCUACCUAACUCUG